UCACAUAUCAGUUUUCACACUAAAGAUGUGAGAAGAGCUAUCAGGAAGAACUCGUGCAAAGGCUACACACGCACGCGUGCAUGCAGAUAACCAGAAAGCAUCGGAGGACCUGACUUCACAUCUUCAGAGUUACAGGAAAGACCUUAUGAUGAGCCAAAUGGAUGGGUUUCAUGUGACAAUUCGAACCUCCGCAACACCUCUCUCAGGAACUUAUGGCAUCGUUUGGAUCUCUCUGAUUGGCACUCAUUGCGAGACCCCUCCAGUCAGCGUGAAUCCAGAUCAACACCGUCUCCUGCCCGGCUCUGCCUAUACCAUUGUCAUCAAGCCUACAGACGAAGUUGGCCAAGUGGUUUUACUGAAACUCCGUCUUGAGGCUCACCCUGGCUUUCCGGACCUGAAUUGGCACUGCCAGGAUAUUCAGGUCAGGCAUUCUGAAGAUUCCAACAUAGAAGUAUUCCCAUGCAAUAAAUGGAUUCGGAGUGAAGAUGGUUACAUUGAGCUUCGGAAUGACAAAGUGUGUCUAAAAAAGGAGGAAACAUUGCCAAUCCUGACAGCUCACAGGGAAAGGGCUCUUCAGAAUAAACAGCAACACAUCAGGUGGGCCACAUUUGUUGAAGGGGGCCCUCAUUGUGUGGACAUGUCCAGUUCUGCCCUAGAUCCCAACAUGAGAUAUGUCCGUCAACGACCAGUCAACAAUGUGCACUAUCUAAAAGGUUUUGCUGCAAAUGGAACAUCUUGGAAAAGUUUCCAGGAACUUGAGACAUUCUUCCUGUUUAAUGGAGGAGAUAACCCAAUUGCCAGAUAUGUUCAGGCCCAUUGGAAAGAGGAUGCAUUCUUUGGAUAUCAAUGCAUCAAUGGUUCCAAUCCUCUGUAUAUCAAACAGAUCCACAGCCUACCACCUAACCUGGCUGUCACUUCAAAGAUGGUCAAGACUUUUCUGCCACAGGGGUCGACCCUGAAGCACGAGAUGGAGAGUGGACAUGUUUAUCUUCUGGAUUUCGAGAUUUUGGAUCAUUUGCCUGCUAAUACUGUCAAUGGCAAGCAGACGUACAUGACUGCACCUUUAUGUCUUCUCCAUUAUGACCAACAAGGAGAGCUUAAGCCAAUUGCCAUACAGCUUCAACAGGCUCCUGGUCCACAAAAUCCUGUUUUCUUACCUUCCGAUCCUGCACCAGAUUGGUUGUUAGCAAAGAUGUGGGUGCGUAAUUCCGAUGUCCUGGUCCAUCAGCUGCUUUCUCACUUCUUGCGCACUCAUCUUUUAGGAGAGAUGUGCUGUACCGCCACGCUCCGACAGCUGCCAGAGAUUCAUCCACUGCACCAGCUUCUGAUGCCACACUUGCAAAGCACUCUUCAGAUCAACAUUCAGGCUAGAGAAACUCUUCUGGCCAAAAAUGGUGUUUUUGACAAGGCUAUGGCUUGCGGUUUGGAUGCGGUAGCCAUGCUGGUUGCAAGAGCAACGCAGCGUCUGCGCUACAGUGCCAUGUGCGUGCCAGAUGACCUGAGAUCCCGUGGACUGGAUACUCUCCCAACCUGCUAUUAUGCACAAGAUGCUCUCAGGGUUUGGGACGCUUUAUAUAGGUUUGUUGAGGGCUGGAUUAAUUUGUAUUACUGUGAUGAUGAGAAAGUCCAACAGGACUGUGAGGUACAGAACUGGAUCAGAGAGAUCUUCAUGGAAGGAUUCCUCGGCCUCACUCACACAGAAAUCCCACCGUCAUUUCAAACUACUGCUGAAUUGUGCAAGUUUAUCACGAUGAUGAUCUUCUCCAGUUCAGCGCUUCACUCAGCUGUGAACUUCUCUCAGCUGGAUUACAACCUUUGGAUACCUAACAGUCCAGGUGUCAUGUUACGCCCCCCUCCUCAGACCAAAGGCUUAUUAUCUGAGGAUGAGCUUCUAUCUUUCCUUCCUGAGGUUAACACCACUUGCAGCAUUCUUACUGUCUUGACCAUGCUGUCAAAGCUUGCCAUUGACUAUGUGCCUUUGUGCCACUAUAAGGAGUGGUACUUUAGCAGUGGUGCCACCCUCAGGCUUGUGGAGAAGGUACAGAGAGAGCUGAAGAAGAUAGCAAAAGACAUUAAAAAAAGAAACAGCCAGCUGGAGUUACCCUACGUUUACCUGUCACCAGAUCGCAUUGAGAACAGUGUGACUAUCUGAGUUCAUUAGUUAAAGAUGUACCAAAAGGGUUUUCUAAGUAACUUGUUACAUCACUAAAGCCUGGUGUUUAUUUACCAAUGCACACUUAAUAUUGCAGUUUCAGGCUAUUUUUAAAUGUUUGAAAAAUGUGGGUUUGUUGAUUUUUGUAGGUUGUAAACAACAUGUAAAUUCAAGAUUUUUAUUUGUUACAUACACAGUUAUGUACAUUGAAGGUGCAUUGUGUAACUUUCAAAAGGAUCUCUUGACAGAAAUGCAAUAUAUUAUACAUAACUAUACAACAGCGCUGCAACAAAAAAGGUCUGCAACAAAAAAGGUUAAACAGAAACAUUGAUGCGUUGAACACCCUGUUCUGAUGAGUGAUGACGCAAGAGUUGCAACUACGGUAGCUGAGAAGGCCAUUCUUUGUUCUUUUUGAAAUGUUUCUCAAGCCUAAUAAAAUUGUUAUAAAUAUGUGUUUAAUACUGUAAAAUACGCUCGAUGUUAAAGUCACCGACCUUGCCAUCCAGAAUAAAAUAAAAUAUUUCAACUUGGA
Molecule: messenger RNA, 2684 nt
Organism: Misgurnus anguillicaudatus (oriental weatherfish)
Lineage: Eukaryota; Metazoa; Chordata; Actinopteri; Cypriniformes; Cobitidae
Product: hydroperoxide isomerase ALOXE3
Biological process (GO): lipid oxidation
Molecular function (GO): protein binding; oxidoreductase activity, acting on single donors with incorporation of molecular oxygen, incorporation of two atoms of oxygen; iron ion binding
Source: RefSeq, a predicted model, not a curated record